AUGUGGGGUCAACAUAACGAUAAUGUCGCUGGCAUCGAUGCUGUCAAGUACGCAGAAACAUUAGGAAUACCAAUUAUCGGAACCAGCAGCAGGUUCCUGUCAUUAACCAAAAUAGAUUUUCAAGAAGCAGCAUCGAAGUGUAAUCUUCUCACUCCGAAGUAUAAUGUUAUUAGAUCUCCGGAAGAUAUUGUUACUCUGACAACAUUUCCUUUGAUCGUCAAAACGGCGAGUGGAUGUGGCAGCUUGCAUAUGACUGCCACUUCCGUUUGUAGUAACGCAAGUGAAUUGAAAAAUGAAGUUCAGAAGAUCUUAGGUGUUGCUGGAUGUGAAGUUUUGGUUCAAGAAUACAUCUUUGGUGGCGAAUACGCAGCCAUAGUUAUUGAAGAUACCGAUGGUGUUUAUGCAUUAGAUCCUCUCGAAUAUGUUUUUCCGGAUCGUUUUUCUUCAAAACAGCGAUUUUUACAUUUCGAUAAUAAGUUCAGUUUAGUGGACACUGGAGAAAUCAAAAUAAAAUUCGUUGACGAAAUCAAUCCUCUCUUCAUUCGACUUAAGGAAACAGCGUGAUUUAUGUAUCGUUAUUAUGUCGGAAUACUUUCGAUUUUCACUUAUUGGACAACAGCACUCGGUUUUCUUGCAGGAAUAUGUCUGCAAACAACAGGAUUACAUCCCACACUAGAUAUUAGUCAAAUCGUCGUGGUUGUUACAUUAGUAACUGAAGGAAUACAGUUUCUUGGUUAUUUAGCUCCAAGUAUGAAAACAUUUCUUGAUGCAUGCGCUGUUGCGUGGCCAAUUCUACAGUACAUUGAGGAAGCCGAGAUUUAUGAUGAAGCAUCGCCAACAACUUUACCAGCGAUAUUUAAUACACCACCGAUUACAAAAGCUUCAAUCAAAUUACAAACGGGUGAUCCAAUAGAAAUCACGUUCGAAAACGUUUCUUUUUCAUAUCCAAGUCGAAACAAGAAACUAGCACCUGAACAUGCUUCAUUUAGAGUUAAGACAGGUUCAACUGUAGCAUUCGUAGGUGGUUCUGGCAGUGGUAAAAGUACAUGUAUACAACUUUUACUACGUUUUUAUGAUCCAACUGAUGGUCAUAUUAAAAUUAAUGGACAUCAUAUUCAAGAAUAUGACAUCAGCAAUUUACGUCAAACCAUAGGUCUUGUCAGUCAAGAACCAAUCCUUUUUGCAACUUCAAUUAAAGAUAAUAUUAGUUAUGGUAAACAAGAUUCAACAUAUGAGGAAAUUGUUGAAGUAGCUAAACAAUCUAAUGCUCAUGAUUUUAUUAUGAAACUUUCAAAAGCUUACGAUACUUUAGUUGGCGAACGAGGCGUACAGUUAAGUGGUGGUCAUCGACAACGUAUUGCUUUAGCACGUGCUCUCAUUCGUAAACCUAGUUUACUUUUACUUGACGAAGCUACAAGUGCACUAGAUUCAUCUAGUGAAAAAUUUGUUCAGGAAGCGCUCGACCGUGCUGUAGAAGGUCGAACAACUCUUAUUGUUGCACAUCGUUUGUCAACAAUACGGUAUGCUGAUUGGAUAAUAGUUAUGAAAGAUGGUUCAAUUGCUGAACAAGGUUCACAUCAUGAUCUUAUGGCAGCUAAAAAUAUUUACUAUGAGUUAGUUACCAAACAACAGAUGAAAAUGGUACAUUCUGAUACAUCGAUGUCAACAGAUUUAGAAGAAGUUGAUAUUGAUAAGAUAGAAACAAAUGACACACAGUCAACCGAUGAUAUUCAACUUGAACAAAGAGACAAUGAUGAAAUAUCGAAUAAAGUGGAAGAAAUACUUCCUGAAGUUCAACAGGUCAAUUUUCUUUUCUUAGCAAAUCUGUAUUUGUACGUUUGCCUCGCAAUAGCUGGUGAACGACUGACGAGUCGAAUACGAACUAAAGCAUUUGAAUGUAUGCUACAUCAAGAAAUCGGUUGGUUCGAUAUGCCUGAAAAUAAUACUGGUUCUCUCUGUGCACGUCUUUCUACAGAUGUAUUGGCUGUUCAAUCUUUAACCAGUGCUCGACUUGGCUUGAUGAUUGAAUCCUUAUCACUUCUGGUCAUUGCUCUUAUUAUUGGAUUAAUUUUUUCUUGGCAAUUAACCCUAGUUGUCUUCGCUUUAAUUACAUUUGAAUUGAUCGCAGCCAUAAUGGAUGUUCGGCGAAAAAGUCUAAUACAAACAAAAGUCGAAACUAUAUUAGGAAAUGCUAAUGAACUUAUUACACAAAGUGUACGCAAUAUUCGUACCGUUUUUCAACUCAAUAGACAACAAUAA
This is a messenger RNA of Adineta steineri, 2259 nucleotides long. The record is from the annotation of a GenBank genome assembly. NCBI's taxonomy places the organism in Eukaryota, Metazoa, Rotifera, Eurotatoria, Adinetida, Adinetidae.